This is a messenger RNA of Condylura cristata (star-nosed mole), 2191 nucleotides long. RefSeq names its product dishevelled-binding antagonist of beta-catenin 3 (gene DACT3). Bases 53 to 1120 code for a protein of 355 amino acids. The record is from RefSeq and is a predicted model, not a curated record. Gene Ontology annotation, biological process: negative regulation of canonical Wnt signaling pathway. The transcript has 5 exons. Gene Ontology annotation, cellular component: cytoplasm. Lineage: Eukaryota; Metazoa; Chordata; Mammalia; Eulipotyphla; Talpidae.
GGCAGAGGGGUGGCCGCGGGGCCCGGCCGGGCUGGGGCGGGGGGCCGCAGCCAUGAUCCGGGCCUUCUCGUUCCCGGUGAGCCCCGAAAGGGGCCGGCUGCGGGGCUGGCUGGAGGGCAGCCUGGCCGGGCUCUGCGAGUUGCACUGGCUCCGGGAGAGACAGGAGUACCGCGUGCAGCAGGCGCUGCGGCUGGCCCAGCCCGGAAUGGGGGGCGCCGAGGCCGAGGACGAGGAGGACGCCGAGGAGGACGAAGAUGCGGCGGCGGCGCGCCGGGCCGCAGCCGCCCUGGAAGAGCAGCUGGAGGCCUUGCCUGGGCUUAUCUGGGAUCUGGGCCAGCAGCUGGGAGACCUGAGCCUGGAGUCUGGGGGCCUGGAACAGGAGAGCGGGCGCAGCUCAGGCUUCUAUGAAGACCCCAGCUCCACAGGAGGCCCAGACUCACCACCCUCCACCUUCUGUGGGGACAGCGGCUUCUCUGGAUCUGGCUCUUAUGGACGCCUGGGUCCCUCUGAACCCCGGGGCAUCUAUGCGAGCGAGAGGCCCAAGUCCCUAGGAGAUGCCAGCCCCAGCGCUCCUGAGGCGGUGAGCGCUAGAGCACCGGUGCCUAGGUCCUUCUCUGCACCCUACCCGACAGCGGCGGGGUCUGCAGGCCCUGAGGCCUGCUCCUCCGCCGAGAGGCGAGCCCGCGCAGGGCCCUUCCUGACGCCCAGCCCCCUGCACGCGGUGGCCCUGCGCACGUCCCCGUCAGCCCCUCAGCGCCGGCUGCUCUACGGCUGCGCAGGCAGCGACUCCGAGUGCUCGACUGGGCGCCUGGGGCCUCUCGGACGCCGGGGCCCCGCGGGCGGCGUCGCGGGCGGCUACGGGGAGAGUGAGUCGAGCGCCAGCGAGGGAGAGUCGCCCGCCUUCAGCUCCGCAUCCAGCGACUCCGACGGCAGCGGAGGCCUGGUGUGGCCCCAGCAGCUGGUGGCGGCCACGGCGGCCUCCGGGCCGGCGGGCAGUGCAGGUGGAGGGGCCCCCGCGGGCCCCGCGAAAGUCUUUGUGAAGAUCAAAGCUUCUCACGCGCUCAAGAAAAAGAUCUUGCGUUUCCGUUCGGGUUCUCUCAAGGUCAUGACUACAGUGUGAGUUGGGGGUUUGCCUGGGCUCCCCCUUCAUGGCCUCUGCACCACCACUCUCCCAGUCACUGGCCCUCCACACCUCCCUUCCAAAGACCACCAUUUUCUCUGUUUCCAAAGACCUUUCUGCACUUUCCCUUUCCCCAUAGUCUUGGUUGAAAAGGCUCCCCUCCACCACGGGGAGGAAUGGGGGAGAAGCCCUGUUUGGCCCAGUUCAGCUGCUGGCUCUGCAGCCGUUGGGCAAGAAAAUUCCCUUUCUCUGGGCCUCACUUUCCUCAUCUGUAUUAUGGGUGUACUAUGGUAUGCAGAAGGGGUAAUUCAGUUCGAAUUUCCCCAUUUUAGUUUAGACACUUAGACUGUUCCCUUUCACCUCUCUCACCGAGGUCUCUGAUUCCUCCUGUCGGUGCCCAGAUAUGCCCCCCCAUUCACAAAGUGCCCCCCUACACAUCCCUAGACCCCUAGGAUAUCCCUUUGGCACCCAGGUUGGAGACUCUGUCUGACCCAGAUGGUGCCUGCGGAGUGCCCUGGGAAGGGAAGGAGCCCUGACUUUGGGGUUUUGAGGGUUAAGUAGGAGUUGAUAACACCAGAAAAGACUCUUUCACCUCUGACCUUGGACAAUUACAGAGGAUUAGGAGGUCAAAGAGGGGAAGGAAGAUGGCUUCCAUCUCAUGGCUCCUCCUAUGAGCGAGAGUUUGGGAGGAGCCCACGAUGACCCUCAGCUAUUCCAAUCCAGUCUUUUCUUUUUUAAAAUUAGUGUAUUUAUUAUGACGAUGAUGACUCCCUGGUGCACAGGGGAGCCAGAUUCUGUGUGUUUCUCUAACCUCUUUGUAAAUAAAUGCACAAUGUUACACAUGUGGCAGAUUCUCCUCCUGUAGUAAAAUGGGGAAAACGCUUGCUUUGGCUCAAGCUUUCUUGAGCAACUACUGAUUGCUUUGGAUAUAGCAGUGUCCAGAACUAGAUGGCAGUUUCCAGGAUGGCCUCAGUAUCAUUUUCCUGCUAGUAGCUAUUUAAUGACUCUGACCUGUGGUGACAUUUCUUUCUUUUUUUUUUAAAGAUUUAUUUAUUUAUGCAUACAUAACUG